AUGAAGAACUGGCUCCACAAUCCCAAGGAUGACAAAGAGUCCAUCCGGAUCUCCGGCUUCAUCGACACCAACAGGGAGGAGACCAACCUCUGCGCGGAGGAUCUGGUCCGCGCCUUCCUUGCGCGCCGGGUGCUGCCCCUUCAGCGGCGCGCCCACAAGAUCAGCGAGAUGUCGGGGCCAAUGGACCCGACAAGGAUCACAACCCACCGGCUUAGCCCUACCGACUUGGUCCUUAAGGCCAAGCAGAUUUGCCAGAACCCACUGAGUUCUAGCGGGAGAUACGGGCUGGCCCCCUACAGCCGCCGCAACUCUCCUCCGCGGCGAAACUUCCGCCGGAUCGGCCAGGAGCACCCGGCUUCCUACGCGCCGGACAGGAUCUUCCAGGACGACUCCGACGCUGAUCCCUACGUAAGGGGAGAGCAGCAGAUGGGUCGCACCCACACUCCACGUCUCGCCACUCCUUCAGCCAACGCCAACCCACAGGUCGUGGAGCGCACCACCCCGCUUCAGGCCGAAUGCGGGGCCGAAUUUUUGGAGAAGCUUGCCUUCGAAGGCCGCAAGAAGAAGGCGCCCACGCCCGAGGCCAGCUCCAGCGAGAUCCCUCCGGCCAAGCGCUCCCGGAUUGAGAUCGCCGAGAAGACGGUGACCACCAAGCGCUACCGGAAAUGGGAGAUGCCGGUGGCUACCGGACGUGCCCUCAAGAUUACCAAGAGCGCCUCUGGCAUGAGGCCGGAAAGCUCUGAGGAUCGUGCCUCACCUCGUCCUCAACCAAGUCCGAAGAAGAAGAAUCCUGCUUCCUCGCCCUUCAAGGCCGUGUCGGAUCCUUCCGCGCCAGCAAGCUCUGCCUCAGCAAAGGAAGCUCCUGGAGCUCCUGCGCCAUCCAAGGCUCCAACGCCUCCACCGGCCGCUCCUACCGGUGGGCCCGCUCCUGCACCUUCUUUGCUGGUGCUGCAUACCAGCCGUGCCGCCGUCGUGGCCGGAGAAACUGUCUCAGCUCAGCUGGGCCGGAUCACCGAGCUAACGCACAGAGGGGUGGAACUGGGGCAUCUUGCUGAUUACGCUAACAAGUGGAAUCAGGCGGAUCUGUCCCCUGCGACCCGCGGCCUGGGGAAGGACAAGCUGCCGGUUGCUGACCCUGCCGGCCCCCGGAGCACCGUCCAGCAUUUUUGCAGGUUGCGGCGUGUUGUCAAAGAAUUUGACACCGCGUGGCACGACGCCAACAACAACGUGGUGAGCACGCUGGACACCUGGAAACAGCUCUUUGAAGAGCUGCUGUGGGAGCACCGGGAGCUGUGCGAGGCCCACAGCAAAUGCCAAGCUGAAAAGGAGCGGCUCACCAAGGAGCACCAGCAAGCUCUGGAUGUUUAG
Messenger RNA from Lolium perenne, 1368 nucleotides. Lineage: Eukaryota; Viridiplantae; Streptophyta; Magnoliopsida; Poales; Poaceae. The record is from RefSeq and is a predicted model, not a curated record.